GACAAAUGCAAAGUUCGAGUUUUGAAUAGAAUACUUAAAAUAUUCGUUAAAAAUUUUAUUAUUAAAUUAAAUAUCAUUUACAACUUUAACUGUUGCGACACAACAAAUUGAUAACCAACUAUAAAGGCAAUCAACAAAGGGAUGGCGCCUAAAGGGAACAAGAAGAAAAAUGCAUUUUUCUAUUUCAUGCAGGAGAUUAAACAGAAAAGUGGUUUUAAUAAUCUGGAGGCGCAGGAAGUUGCAGGGGAAAAAUGGACCAGAAUGACACGCGACGAAAGACGCCCUUACGAAAUAAUGGCCAGCGAACGCAGAAACAAUCCCCAGAUAAAAAAGUACACCUCAGAUGGUAUGGACAUUGAACAAAUUGAGAAAGAAGAGCAGGAAGAAUUAGUUGCUAUAAGUGCCAUGCAGCAACACAUUCAUAACGAGAUGGUCGCCUUAUACAAGGCAAAAGUCAUUCAUGAAAAAAACUUCUUUGUGAUUCACAUAAACAAUUUUUGUUAUCGCCAAACGGUGGAUAAAUAUUACCCAGCCGAAAUUGCACUACUGAAGUUUAAUUUGAGAGAUGGUGUGCAGGAAAAAAACAUUUUUCAUAGCAUGGUCCAUCCAGGUCAAUUACCGCUGGGUUUUACAGCGAGUGCGAGACUACAUUCUCAGAACACUCACAGAAUUAAGCCACCACCUUCUUAUGCUUCCCCAAGUUGUAUCAAUAAUAUGGAACAGGUCUUUAACGAGCUUUGCAAAUUUGUUAAAGAUCAUGUUGAUAAAGAUGAGCCCUCUCCCAUAGUAUAUGUAAAAGAAAAGUAUAUGAAGCAAACCAAAAAUAUAUUGGAUAUGUGGGAGAAUGAUUAUAAUAACAAUUGCUACUCCGGAGUUUAUAAUCUGCAGUUUAUGUUCAAUGAAUUGAGAAGCACCAUCGAGCAGUCAGACAUUGCUAUGUCUAAUUCGUUCGGAUUCGGCGAGAUUAGUAGGGACAUUUACUCUCACGUCCCUGACAUCGGUUGCGAAUUUCAUGAAUCUCUCGGAUAUCAGCUUCACUGCAGCAAAUCGAUAGUCACCAGACAAGCAUACAUAAUUUGCGAAAAUUGUUGUCCAGUUUUAAAUUUGAAAGUAAUUCCUGGAAGACACGUACCUAAAAUGACUCGGCAGAGUCUUAAUGAGGGAACUUCCAGUCGAAUGGAUGAUACUUUUGGCCAGUCCUCCUCCAAAAACUGAGGAAUGAAGUGCAGCGGAAAUCUAAAUUUAUUGUUGUUUCACCAGGUGUUGUUUUAACUGUAAAAGAAAUUCCGUCCUUGGGACACUCGGUGUUGAAAAUAAUUCCCCCAAACUUUGGCAUGACGUGUUUCCCCAAUAGUUGUGGCAAAUUGUGAAAUAACCUUUCUGUCUACCCCGAUUUUUGUCAAACGUAAUUUAUAUUUUUUCUGUGAUGGUUUUACAAUGGGAUUUAUAUAACAAACUUCACCUUGACACCUGACAAUUGUAAUAAAAUAAAAUUGUAGUUACCUUAAAUGUUGCACUUCAUAUUUAAUUAAUGUUAAAUGCUCCAAUUUUAAAAUUUUGUCCCUUUUUUAGCAGCAGCUCCCGACGUAAAUCAGUUUUACCAUUCUAUACAUGUAAAACAAAAUGUUUUAUGAAAAUGUUCUGUGGCUGGAACUCGUUCCAAGUUCUUUUUAAGGAUGUACCAGAUAUAUGUAACAAAUGAGUGUUAAAUUCUGUGUUUUUGUCGUGCAUAUAUUAAAGGUUAUGUCAAAUA
Molecule: messenger RNA, 1753 nt
Organism: Aethina tumida (small hive beetle)
Lineage: Eukaryota; Metazoa; Arthropoda; Insecta; Coleoptera; Nitidulidae
Product: protein maelstrom homolog
Exons: 10
Coding region: 142-1215 (357 amino acids)
Biological process (GO): spermatogenesis; male meiotic nuclear division; negative regulation of DNA-templated transcription
Cellular component (GO): P granule; nucleus
Molecular function (GO): sequence-specific DNA binding
Source: RefSeq, a predicted model, not a curated record